AUGGGGGUGCACUCCAUUUUACUGAUUUUAGUCUUGCUUACGGGCUGGUGUUUCCAACCUGUCACUGGCGACUUUGUGCUCUCUGAUGAACACUCAGAUAUUGGACAUGAUGAGGACAUAUAUCCAAACAUCUUUACUGAAACAAACGCUGAUGUACUCGACAUGAACAUGGAAACACAAAAUGUACCUGAAGAAAACGAGGAAACAAACUGGGGCGGAAUGGACACAAACAAGGACAACUAUGAGGACGCUGACUGGCAUCCUCCUAACUCCCUUUUUGAAACACACUCAGGCCUCGAACCUGAAGUCCCACCAGUAAAACGCAAGAGCAUCAGUGCCUCUGAUGUUGGCACAAACCAAUCCCCCAAUCGUACUGUUGGCACUUUACCGGUACAGUGUGGCGAGUACAGCAGCCAACUGACUUCUAGUGGCCAGUGCCGGCUGACAGCAACACUACCUCCAGUGGGAAAGAGGCAAAAACGUUGCCCAGAUAUGUUUCGUUGUACAGAUAAUGUUUCCCAUUGGCUCCACGAGAACCAGAACAGAAAGGAGCAGCUAGAGGAGCUAAAGGUGACGGUGUCUGAACAGCAGGAGGAGCUGAGGAACCAUUGGCAUCGAGUCAAGGCCGUGGAGAUGCAGAGUGAAGAAAGUGCUGUUCAGAACUCGACCUUUGACCAGCGGUUGCGCUCUCUGGAGCUGCGUUAUGCUGAGGCUGACGCGCUGCUCCAUGUCCAUUCAGCACUGCUGCACAAGCUACAGGUGCAGCUACGCAACCUGUCGGCCACUGUGCAGGCCAUGAGCCACAACACGGGAUGCACAAUCAGGCGAACUACACCGCCACUCAGCAUGCGAGACACAAAGGCACCAAAUGGACAGUACAUGUCUUUCUGUCCAUCAGACUGUGCGUCUCUUUAUCAUAAUGGUGUUCGCCGUUCUGGAGUUUACACCAUCAUCCUGUCACCAGGCUCCCCACUUCCUGUCUACUGCGACAUGGAGACCGAGGGUGGUGGCUGGACGGUGUUCCAGCGACGCCGCGACGGCUCGGUGAGUUUCAACCGUGGCUGGUCGGAGUACCGCAAGGGUUUCGGAGAGCCACGAGGAGAACACUGGCUGGGCAAUCAACAGCUCCAUCUUCUGUCCAACCAGGGCCACUACAGCCUCCGCAUCGACCUGCAGGACUGGAGCCAUGUCCACAAACAUGCCCUGUACCACACCUUCAGGAUAGAGAAUGAGGAGAACCACUACCGCCUCCAUGUGUCUGGUUUCAGUGGGACAGUGGAGGAUUCAUUCGGUUGGUAUCACGACCAGCAGGCCUUCAGCACGCCGGACACUGGAAACAUCUGCGCUGAGAUCAGCCAUGCCGGCUGGUGGUUCCACCAGUGUUUCUACACCAACCUCAAUGGUGUUUAUUAUAAGGGAGGACGUUACUCUCUGAAGGCUCAGAACCUGCUCGGGCCGGACGGCAUCGUCUGGUUCUCCUGGAAGGAUUCAGACUUCUACUCUCUGAAGAUGGUCACCAUGAUGAUUCGACCACGCCACUUUAGGCCACGCAUGUCCCCAUAG
Scomber japonicus (chub mackerel) is the source of this 1563-nucleotide messenger RNA. RefSeq names its product angiopoietin-related protein 7-like. Lineage: Eukaryota; Metazoa; Chordata; Actinopteri; Scombriformes; Scombridae. The transcript is spliced from 6 exons. The record is from RefSeq and is a predicted model, not a curated record. The coding region runs from base 1 to 1563 and encodes 520 amino acids.